Messenger RNA from Cyprinus carpio (common carp), 1772 nucleotides. Its product is annotated as SLAM family member 5. Bases 290 to 1678 code for a protein of 462 amino acids. Lineage: Eukaryota; Metazoa; Chordata; Actinopteri; Cypriniformes; Cyprinidae. The record is from RefSeq and is a predicted model, not a curated record. The transcript has 7 exons.
GCGUGUGAUGGUUGACACUAGCUGCAGAUCUGCUGGGUUCUCUAUGACAGAACACAUACUGGGAAGAUCCGCUUAUUUACUUAUUUUAAUCAGAUUUAGAGAUUUCCCAGCGUUUCACUCGUAUAGACACCCCACCCACUGAUCUGAAAUCAGUUAAAUAUGAGAAAAUCACGUGUGAAAGUGAAAUAAUGCUAAUAAUCGUCUUUGUGCGGUUUAGAAACUGAGCUUCAAGCCUCGACGGAGCAGUUUAACAACUACAAUGGACAACAUUUACUGAUCUUUUUCUCACAUGUACAGAAAUAUGGAGACGUUUGUUUUAUUUUUAGUUGUGUUACUCGUGGAUGGAGUGCUUGGUGUUGCUGAUGAAAUACAGUCUGUGUCAGUGACGCAGGGAGAUUCGGUCACUUUAUAUACUGAUGUUACUGAAACACAGAAAGCUGAUCUGAUACUGUGGACGUUUGGAUCUGACAGCACUCGGAUAGCUCAGAUCAACAGAAUGUCCAAUAAGAUCUCAUUAUAUGACGAUGCUCUCGACGGGAGAUUCAGAGACAGACUGAAGCUGGACGAUCAAACUGGAUCUCUGACCAUCACAGACAUCACAACUCAACAUGCUGGACUCUAUAGAUUUCUACAGAUCUUUGAUGGAAAAGAAGUCACACCCAAAAAAUUCAGCAUUAUUGUUUCUGGUGAGUCGUUGUCUCGAUGCAUUCGGUUUGAUUUCGUUGCGUUGCGGUGUGGAUCCAUUAUAGGCCUUAUUCUCUCGUGCUUUCCAGCAUUUCUGCCUGUUCCUGUCAUCAGCAGAAACUGUUCAUCAUCAUCAUCAUCAUGUUCUCUGCUGUGUUCAGUGGUGAAUGUGGGUCAUGUGACUCUCUCCUGGUACAAAGGAAACAGUUUAUUGUCCAGCAUCAGUGUGUCUGAUCUCAGCAUCAGUCUCUCUCUACCUCUGGAGGUGGAAUAUCAGGAUAAAAACACCUACAGCUGUGUGCUCAACAAUCCCAUCAGCAACCAGACUCAACAUCUGGACAUCACUCAACUCUGUCACACAUGUUCAGCACCAGGUUUGUCCGCAGCUCACGUAGCACUGGUUUGUGCAUGUGCUUUGGCUGUGGCUGCAGUUUUGUGUGGUAUUUACUAUUACUGUCAGCGCAAGACGCCUAAACAAGCAGCCGAAGGUGAAGGAGAACUUAUCAAGCUAAAUAAAGCUGCAGUUCCUUUGCUAGCUAUGCAGCCAAACGAAACAUCUACUCAGAAAGAAGAUUUGCAAAAUAGUGUGUUUCUUAAAGAAGGUGAAGUCACUCUGGUGCACAUGAGUGAAGGACGCUCUGUCAAACUACACACUGAUCUGACUGAAACACAGGACACUGACAUAAUAUGGUGGAAGUUUGUUGAUUCCAAAGAGCACAAUUGUGCUAAAUUUGUUAUCAUAGCCAGACUGAAUAAAACCAGCGACGAGGAAUACCUGUGUAAUUUAGAAAUGUUCAAAGACAAGCUGAAACUGGACCACAGUACGGGAUCUCUCACCAUCUCAAGCAUCACACCUGAACACUACGGACAUUAUAAUCUACAGAUCAUCAGGAAAGGAGAGAUGGUCGUUCAUACGUUCAGUUUUAUUGCUCAUGAUCUAAUGAGAAGAGAGCAAACCCAAAGCCUUAAACAUAGGAGACAAACCUGCCCGUGAUUACAACCGCUGACCUUUCCGUAAAUGAAGACUGGAAUAUCAUCCACAUUUCAAUUCCACUGACAAAAACAAUAAACAUUACUUUACUUUUUUC